UUAUUUUAACACAUGUUUCUUGAUUUCUCUCCCCUGCUAUUUUCACUUUCCAAACUUAAAUUUUUCGUAUAUUUCACAAUAAUUCACGCAGAAAAGUAUUUGAUGCCAGAAAGAGAGUUAUUUGGUGGUGCCUUUUCAGCAUUUCUACCUGAUGGAGCUAAAGAUGUCAGUGACUUCAGACAGAUUCCAGACAAUCAAGAAGUAUUUACACAUGCUGAAACUGACCAAAGUGUAAUAAUAGAGAUUAUGGAACAUGUGGAAGGUGGAGAUGAUGUAGCCAUUAAAACCCAUUUUGAAGACUUAGCCCAAGGCAAUGAUGUAUCACCACAAGAUAGUGAGAUAACACAUACAGAACAGAUAUCAGAUGACAAGUUGUCCAGUGAACAUUUUGAUAGUGCCUGGUACAUCUUAGGACAACAGGAUGUAGCCAAGUUUAAUGAGGCGGCAAAGAACACUAUCAGCAUCCACAUGGGCCUGAUCAGAUUAUCAGAGUUUGAAUCAGAUAUCCUGAUAACAUUUAAUGAUCCUGUCAAUAUAGACCCAUCUAGUAGUAGUCACCAUGCUGUACCUACACACUGUAUCAGAUGGUCUGUAGAAGAUUUUAAACAGAUGCUGAUGUCAUUCAAACUUCAUGAUUCAGGAAUAUUUGGUGUAUAAUGACAGCUGAUAUGAUAUAUUAUCCAACCCCCAUGGAUAAUAAAUAGUUCAUAAACAUCAAUAGGAAUUGUAAUAUCAUAUGACAGAUUAUUUGGUGGGUGUGAAAUUUUAGCAAUUUUAAGCCAUUGUUGUGGGUUUUGCAGGAAACAAUUGCUAGCGUGAAUUUAAAUUUAGUAUAAAAAUUGGCAUAUUAAAAAAGAAUGCUAACUUUACCAAAAUUUGCACCCUGCCAAGAUAAUCUGUGAUGCGGUAGCAUGUAGAUGCUUUAAUUUGAAAUGUAAAGGGCCAUUCCAGAAAAAUGACCAUACAGGGAAAGGGAGGGUCAGGAGUACUUUACAAAAAUAUUACGAUAAUUGGUAGAAUUAUAGGGACUGAAAUAAUCUGGGGAAAAAAUCCCAAGUUCAGGUGUAAAAAAUGUGCCGCUCAACUAAUUCAGUAUUUAUUUCUGGAAUAGCUCUAGGUAUACAAUGUUAUAUUAAGAAUUAAGGAAUUUUUGUCAAAUCUUGAAUCAUCUUACAUUCUUAGCUUAUUUGUCUGACUACAAUAUUUUGAAUGGCGAAAAGCACAAAUGAUUAAUGAAUAUGUCAUAAAGAUCAUCAUACAUUAUGACUUCUCUUUAUAGAGUUAUCUCCCCUUAUACUUUUACAUGUUCAUUUAGAAAUUGAUGUCCUUAUUAAAUGUUUAUUUACUAGUAAAUGAUUGUAUUAUAGUUAAAAAAGUAGAUCUUAUUUUGAAAGUUGAUGAACAAAUGAAAAUCAGUAUCAAACAAUUUUUGAAUGCAAAGUUUAUUUAACAUUAACAUGAACAUGAUAUGUGUUACAGAUUUAAAUUAAAAAGUCAUAAGGGACCAAUUUGUGUAUUAAAUGUGAAACUAAACAUUAGAGUCAAAAUUAGAUACACUAUGAGUAUGAAAUGUAUCACAUUUUUUUGUAUAAACCUAUUUACAAAAAUGUACUUGUAUCAAGAGCCUCUCAUAUUACUUUAUUUUUUUUGGUUAAAAAAUAAAUGAUUUUUUUGAUUGAAUGUCUAAAUCCAGCUGUUUUUAUACUGGUACCUAUUUGCACUGUAAAAUUGUAUUGAUUGUAUAA
Mytilus trossulus (common blue mussel) is the source of this 1745-nucleotide messenger RNA. Its product is annotated as ran guanine nucleotide release factor-like. The transcript has 6 exons. The record is from RefSeq and is a predicted model, not a curated record. Gene Ontology annotation, biological process: regulation of sodium ion transmembrane transporter activity; heart contraction; protein import into nucleus. Gene Ontology annotation, molecular function: sodium channel regulator activity; transmembrane transporter binding; guanyl-nucleotide exchange factor activity. Bases 13 to 657 code for a protein of 214 amino acids. Gene Ontology annotation, cellular component: nucleus. Lineage: Eukaryota; Metazoa; Mollusca; Bivalvia; Mytilida; Mytilidae.